Messenger RNA from Nyctereutes procyonoides (raccoon dog), 6993 nucleotides. RefSeq names its product ATP binding cassette subfamily A member 9 (gene ABCA9). Gene Ontology annotation, biological process: lipid transport; transmembrane transport. Bases 1077 to 5954 code for a protein of 1625 amino acids. Gene Ontology annotation, cellular component: membrane; intracellular membrane-bounded organelle. Gene Ontology annotation, molecular function: ABC-type transporter activity; ATP binding; ATP hydrolysis activity. The record is from RefSeq and is a predicted model, not a curated record. Lineage: Eukaryota; Metazoa; Chordata; Mammalia; Carnivora; Canidae. The transcript is spliced from 40 exons.
AGGGCAAUUUCUGAACUCACAACUAGUGCAAGAGCACACACGAUUGAAUAAGCAUCGAGGGGUGGGAAGUAGGUGAGGAGGAUCUCAUGUGAUUUUUGCAGACCCUGGGGCACAGAGGAGUCUAUUCGAUUUAAGAAUUGCACGCAGAGCACAUCAUUUCUCCAUCGGUCGUGUGCUCAGAGAGCAACCCCAGUGCAGAAGCCUGGAACAGAUGGACAGACUGCGAGCGGAAAGACAGCAGGCCCUCUUUUGCUUUUCUUCAUCAGCCACGAAUUGCCUGGCCUUAACUGAAAUGCUCAAAGAAGGCGGGAUGGCAGUUCCUACCUGUUAGAAACGUUUCUUGAAAAAUAGGGAAGACAGGACCUACUCCAACCAGCAGUUGGUUCCAGAGGAAGUGGUUUGUUUGCUGGGACUUGUGGCAGAAGGAACAAGCCGGUAGAUUUGGGGGGAUGCAGGUGCUUUGGCAUGACCUGGCUCCCCGGAUCCUCCUACUUGGCACUCCAGGAGAGAUGCCCCACUUAGCUGGCAUGCAAUUGCAGCUGAAAUGCAGCUGAAAAUCCAGAGCUCGUUCUUUUACCCUGAAGCAUGACACUGCUUCAUGGGCAUAUUUCUGCACCCAGGUUUUAAGAACUAAAUUUUCAGUGGAGGAUUUUGUGUGACUUUCUGACCCGAUGGCUGUGCUGGGGGCCAACUCUGCCAUCAGGGCAUUGUAUGAAAAGGCUAAUUGGGAAAGACUAGAUUCUCUUUGGUUUGAUAGCUGCUGAUGUUUUGAUAUGUCCAGCGAGCCAUCUGCAACUACGAACUCCCUGCUGAGUGGCUGGCUGGGAGACAAAGAAAAGGAAAACAGCAAAGAAGUCACCAUGUGAUGUGAGCGGAGAGUUUUUGGCAGCCUGGCCGAACUCAGACCAUAAUCCUUUUCGGAAAUCAUUCUAAACCGGAAUUCUUCACAAUAAACAUGAAAUUAAAAGCAUGAUGUAGUAGUGACCCAAAAGGAAUGUGAAAUCUCCUCCAGGAUAUGCAGAGACCUGUGGAUGCUUUGUUUCUAGACUCUUGCUCCAGCUUUCCUGAGAGUCAGAAUGAGCAAGAGGCACAUAAAUGUCGGUCAGCAAACAUGGGCUCUCCUCUGUAAGAACUUUCUGAAAAAGUGGAGGAUGAAAAGAGAGACUUUGUUGGAAUGGUUUUUCUCAUUUCUUCUAGUGCUGUUUACAUAUCAAUUCUCCUCCAAUUUACAUCAAGUUAAUGACUUUACUCAAUUGCCUGCAAUGGAUCUGGGACGUGUAGAUAAUUUUAAUGAUUCUAAUUAUGUAAUUGCAUUUGCACCUGAAUCCAAAACAACCCAGGAGAUAAUGAACAAGGUGGCUUCAGCCCCAUUCAUGAAAGGAAGAACAGUCCUGGGGUGGCCAGAUGAGAAAAGCAUGGAAGACUUGGAUUUAAACUACUCUGUAGAUGCAGUGAAAGUCCUCUUUAAUGAUACCUUCUCAUAUCAUUUGAAAUUUUUCUGGGGAGGUAGGAUCCCCAAGGUGAAGGAACACAGAGACCAUUCAGCUCAUUGUCAAGUAAUGGAUGAAAAAGUCACAUGCGAAGCUUCAAUGUUCUGGGAGAAAGGCUUUGUAGCUUUUCAAGCUGCCAUUAACGCUGCUAUCAUAGAAAUUACAACAAAUCAUUCAGUGAUGGAAGAGCUGAUGUCCAUUACUGGUAUAAAUAUGAAGAUACUACCUUUUGUUGCCCAAGCAGGAGUCGUGACUGAUCUUUUCAUAUUCUUCUGCAUUAUUUCUUUUUCUGCGUUCAUUUACUAUGUAUCAGUCAAUGUUACACAAGAAAGACAAUACAUUAAGUCACUGAUGAUGAUGAUGGGCCUUCGAGAGUCAGCAUUCUGGCUCUCCUGGGGUUUGAUGUAUGCUGGCUUCAUCUUUAUCGUGGCUACUUUGAUGGCUCUUAUUGUAAAAUCUGCCCAAAUUGUCGUCCUAACUGGCUUCGUGGUGGUCUUCACCCUCUUUCUCCUUUAUGGCCUGUCUCUGAUAACCUUAGCUUUCCUGAUGAGCGUGUUGAUAAAGAAACCUUUCCUUACUGGGUUGGUUGUCUUUCUCCUUACUGUCUUCUGGGGGAGUCUGGGAUUCACUGCAUUGUACAGACAACUUCCUGCAUUUUUGGAAUGGACUUUAUGUUUUCUGAGCCCUUUUGCUUUCACUGUGGGCAUGGCCCAGCUUAUACAUUUGGACUAUGAUGUGAACUCUAACAUCCAUUUGGAUUCUUCAGACAACCCCUACCUAAUAAUAGCUACUCUUUUCAUGUUGGUUUUUGAUGCUCUUUUGUAUUUGGCUUUGACAUUAUAUUUUGACAAAAUUUUGCCCACUGAAUAUGGACAUCGACGUUCUCCUUGGUUUUUCCUGAAAUCUUCUUUCUGGUUUCAACACCAAAGGGCUGAUCAUGUGGCCCUUGAGAAUGAAAUAGAUUCAGAUUCUUCACCUACCGACUCUUUUGAACCAGUGUCUCCAGAAUUCCACGGAAAAGAAGCCAUAAGAAUAAGAAAUCUUAAGAAAGAAUAUGGAAAAGGAAAUAAUGAAAAAGUAGAAGCCUUGAAAGGUCUAGUAUUUGACAUAUAUGAAGGCCAAAUCACUGCUCUCCUUGGUCACAGCGGAGCUGGGAAAACAACCCUGUUGAACAUGCUCAGUGGACUAUCCACCCCAACCUCAGGUUCAGUCACCAUCUAUAAUCACACCCUUUCAGAAAUGACGGACUUGGAAACAGUCAGAAAGCUCACUGGAGUCUGCCCACAAUCCAAUGUGCAAUUUGACUUCCUCACUGUGAAAGAAAAUCUCAGGCUCUUUGCUAAAAUAAAAGGGAUUCAGUCGCAUGAAGUAGAACAAGAGAUACAACAAGUUUUAAGGGACUUGGAGAUGGAAAAUAUUCAAGACAUCCUUGCUCAAAAUUUAAGCGGUGGACAAAAAAGGAAACUAACUUUUGGGAUUGCCAUUUUAGGAGACCCUCAGGUUUUGCUCUUGGACGAACCAACCGCUGGCUCAGAUCCUCUUUCAAGGCACCGUGUAUGGAACUUCCUAAAAGAGAGGAAAUCUGAUAGAGUCAUUCUCUUCAGUACCCAGUUCAUGGAUGAAGCUGACAUCCUGGCUGAUAGGAAGGUGUUUAUAUCCAAUGGGAGGCUGAAGUGUGCAGGCUCCUCUCUAUUCCUGAAGAAGAAAUGGGGCAUUGGCUAUCAUUUAAGUUUGCAUCUGAAAGAAAUGUGCGAUCCAGAUAGUAUAACAUCACUUGUAAAACAACACAUCCCUGAUGCCAAAUUAACAGCACAAAGUGAAGAAAAGCUUGUAUAUACUUUGCCUUUGGAAAGGACAAACAAAUUUCCAGAUCUUUACAGGGAUCUUGAUAGAUGCUCUAACCAGGGCAUUGAAAAUUAUGGUGUGUCCAUGACAACCUUGAAUGAAGUGUUCUUGAAAUUAGAAGGAAAAUCAGCUAUUGAUGAAUCAGACACUGGAAUUUGGAGAGAGUUACAAAGUAAUAGGACAAAAGACACAGGAAGCCUUGUUGAGCUGGAACAAGUUUUGUCUUCAUUUAAGGAAACAAAGAAAUCAAUCAGUGGCAUGGCUCUCUGGAGGCAGCAACUCUGUGCCAUAGCAAAAGUUCGCUUCUUAAAGUUAAAGAAUGAAAAAAAAACUCUGUUGACCAUAUUAUUGCUUUUUGGCAUUAGCCUCUGCCCUCAGCUUUUGGAACAUCUGUUCUAUGAGUUAUAUCAAAAAAGUUAUUCUUGGGGACUGACUCCUACUAUGUAUUUCCUCUCGCCGGGACAGCCACCUCAAGCUCCUCUGACCCACUUACUGGUCAUCAAUAAAACAGGGUCAAGCAUUGAUAACUUUAUACAUUCACUGAGGCAACAGAACAUAGCUUUGGAAGUGGAUGCCUUUGGAAUUAGAAAUGGCCCAAAUGAGCCUUCAUACAAUGGUGCCAUCACUGUGUCAGGUGAUGACAAGGAUCACAGAUUCUCGAUAGCCUGUAAUACCAAAAGGCUAAAUUGCUUUCCUGUCCUCAUGGAUAUCAUCAGCAAUGGGUUACUUGGAAUUUUUAAUUCUUCAGAACACAUUCAGACUGACAGAAGCACAUAUUUUGAAGAGCACAUGUUUUAUGAGCAUGGGUACCUGAGUAACGCCUUCUUCUGGAUACCUGUGGCAGCCUGUUUUACUCCUUACAUUGCGAUGAGCAGCAUCGGCGACUAUAAAAAAAAAGCUCACUCGCAGCUACGGAUUUCAGGCCUCUACCCUUCUGCUUAUUGGUUUGGCCAGGCACUGGUGGAUAUUCCACUCUACUUCUUGAUCCUCCUUCUAAUGCAAAUAAUGGAUUAUGUUUUUAGCCCAGAUGAGAUUAUAUUUAUAAUUCAAAACCUCUUAGUUCAGAUCUUGUGUAGUAUUGGAUACGUCUCAUCUCUGAUUUUCUUGACAUAUGUGAUUUCAUUCAUUUUUCGCAAUGGGAGGAAAAAUAGUGGCAUUUGGUCAUUUUUCUUCUUAAUUAUCACUAUCUUCUCAAUAGUUGCUACGGAUCUAAAUGAAUAUGGAUUUCUAGGACUAUUUCUCUGCACCAUAUUAAUACCACCUUUUACACUGAUUGGCUCUCUGUUAAUUUUCUCUGAGAUUUCUCCUGACUCCAUGGAUUAUUUAGGAGCUUCAGAACAGCAAAUUGUGUUUCUGGCACUGCUAAUACCUUACCUUCAUUUUUUCAUUUUCGUUUUUGUUCUCCGGUGUCUGGAAGUGAACUUUAGGAAGAAAUCAAUGAGAAAAGAUCCUGUGUUCAGAAUUUCUCCAAGAAGCAGCAGUAUUUUUCCGAACCCAGAAGAACCCGCAGGAGAGGGUGAAGAUGUUGAGGCGGAAAGAAGGAGAACCACAAAUGCUGAGACUCUUGCAGAUUUUGAUGGGAAACCUGUCAUCAUUGCUAGCUGUCUACGGAAGGAAUAUGCAGGCAAAAAGAGAAACUGCUUUGCUAAGAGGAAGAAAAAAGUGGCCAUAAGAAAUGUCUCUUUCUGUGUUAAAAAAGGUGAAGUUAUAGGGCUCUUAGGACACAACGGAGCUGGUAAAAGUACAACUAUUAAGAUGAUAACUGGAGACACAAAUCCAACUGCAGGACAGGUGAUUUUGAAAGGGAGCAGUGAAGGAGACUCCCUCGGGUUCCUGGGCUACUGUCCUCAGGACAACGUGCUGUGGCCCAACCUCUCAGUGAGGGAACAUCUGGAGGUGUUCGCUGCCAUCAAAGGGCUGAAGAAAGGGGAUGCUACAGUCACCAUCACACGGUUGGCAGAUGCGCUCAAGCUGCAGGACCAGAUGAAGCUGCCCGUGAAGACCUUAUCCGAGGGAAUAAAGAGGAAGCUGUGCUUUGCACUGAGCAUCCUGGGAAACCCAUCCGUGGUGCUUCUGGACGAGCCAUCCACGGGCAUGGACCCCGAGGGGCAGCAGCAAAUGUGGCAGAUGAUCCGGGCCACCUUCGGGAACACGGAGAGGGGCGCCCUCCUGACCACCCACUACAUGGCAGAGGCCGAGGCCGUGUGUGACCGCGUGGCCAUCAUGGUGUCGGGAAGGCUGAGAUGUAUCGGUUCUAUCCAACAUCUGAAAAGCAGAUUUGGCAAAGAUUAUCUGCUGGAGAUGAAGGUGAAGACCCCCACCCAGGUGGAGCCCCUCCACUGUGAAAUUCUGAGACUUUUUCCUCAAGCUGCCCGGCAGGAAAGGUACUCCUCCCUGAUGGUCUAUAAGUUGCCUGUUGAGGAUGUGCGACCCUUAUCACAGGCUUUCUUCAAAUUAGAGAUAGUUAAACAGAGCUUCGAUUUGGAGGAGUACAGCCUCUCCCAGUCCACCCUGGAGCAGGUUUUCCUGGAGCUCUCCAAGGAGCAGGAGCUGGAUGACUUUGAUGAAGAACUUGACCCUUCAGUGAAGUGGAAGCUCCUCCCACAGGAAGACCCUUGAAGCCCCAAGCUCCUCCCACAGAGAGACCCUGGAAGCCCCAAAUACUCUAUGUUUCUUUUGAAUCUUAUGCCUCUUUUUAAAGACAACAUUUUAUGUCAUAAAUAUAUCUUAUCUCAGAUAUGAUACAAAAUGCUUCUGACACCCAUGUCACCUUUUUUUCUCAAUAAUACGACACCUGCAAGGACUAAGGAGUAAAGUAAGUGAGAACAGUCACGACAGUGGACCAUGGGGCCUCUAUAUGGGCAACUAAAUCCCGCAUGUCAUACAGUAGUAAAUAAAAAAUGCAUUUAUUAUAGAAUGUUUGGGUUUCUGAAGAUGAUACAGACAUUCUCUAAUUUUCUUUUUUUGAACAUUAAAAUAUAGACUCUUUCCUUAUCCCGUUGAAUUAAGUGCGUAAGUAUAAAGUUAAGACCUAAUCCUGAUUUUAGGGGAAUAGGAGGCCUUGAUUGCAGCAGCACAGUAGUUGCUUUUCUUUUUUUGCAGUUUUUAUUUAAAUCCCAGUUAGUAAAAAAAAUAAAAAAAUUAAAAAAAUAAAUCCCAGUUAGUCAACACAUAGUGUCAUAUUACUUCAUGUGUCCAAUACAAUGACAAACGCUUCCGUACAACACCCGGCGCUCCUCACAAAUAUUUGCUUUCUGUAAUUCAAGGUUUGUUUGGUUUUUGGUUUUUGGUUUGUUUGUUUUGUUUUGUUUUGUUUUGUUUGCUUAUUUGUGAUACACAACUUUUUCUUUUCUGUCAUUUUUUUUCACAUUUUAAUAUUGUACAGUCUAUGUUUUGUCUGUCGUGAUUAUAAAGGCAAUUUGAAACCUGUUAAAAUAAGUAAUUUCAGCAAGAAUUUGAGUAAUCAAGUUGAUGAAAGUUUAAAAAUGACGUAUCUUGCAAUUUUGAAAUAUAUUUCUCAUUUUAUAUGUUUUCUUGUGCUGCAAGGAUCUACUCUUAUGCAAACUUUAAUUUCUCAUUGUUUAUGUAUGUUAUGACCUCUCCAACUGAUGAUCCUGUAAACACCUUAAAAUCAGUGCAAUAUACUUGUAUACUCUUA